CUCUUGCAAGUGCUGAUUAUUAAAGAGUGCCCGAAAUUCUUAGAGUUUCCAAUUUCAAACCAUAUUCUUUAUCCUAAACUACAGGAGCUCAAGAUACAGGACUGUCCAGAAUUCUUGUCUCCCAUCUCCUGGACUGAAAGUCUGCGUAAUGUCGAGUUAGCAAAUGUGAAACUAUUAAAGAGGUUUACAUACUCAGGAUCAUCCGGUGGAGCAGAAUUGAAAAUUACCGGAGAGAGUGAUCUGCUUAGCUUAGACCAAGUGUUACUUUUCAGUAAAGAAACAGGUAUUGAGAAGCUGACACUGGACAAGUGCCCACCUCUGGAGUUGAAGCACCUUCUGAUGCUAACCUCGCUGAGGACAUUGAUUGUAAAAGAAUCAGUUGGUCUAGUUGGACCACUAGGAGGAGGUCAGAGUGAUGUGGAAUGGCAGCUCCCUGUUGAGUAUAUCAAGAUCUACAAAUUAAAUGGUAAUACUGGCAAGGAACUGACAGAGCUCCUCCCCCACCUCCCAAAGCUCUCCAAAUUGGUAAUAUGGUGGUGUAAAAGCAUAAAAAAGCUGGUAGUGGGGGUGGAUGUGCAACAAACAACACAAGAAGCAUCAGAGAUGGGGGGAGGUGAAAUAACAGCAGCAGCAGAGGAAGAGGAUGAUGGGGUGCUGCUCCUCCCAGCUCAUCUCUGUGACUCACUACGGGAAUUGUGGUUCAAUUACUGCCCAGAGCUGGUCCUGGUUGACCCUCCAACUCUUGUUCCUGGUGGAGGAUGGCUCCAAGCCUUGCGAUCCCUCCAGAGAUUAACAAUACGAUGGUCCCCAAAGUUUCUAUCCACCUUCUCCUUUUCCCGUUACCUUUUUCCUUCCUCCCUGCAGUUCCUGGAGCUUGUGGGUGUGCAAGGUAUGGGAACACUGGAGCCCCUCUCAAACCUCUCCUCUCUUAUCAGAUUAGAAUUGGGUAAUUGUGGAGAGGAUCUGAAAUGUCAGGUCUUGUGGUCUCUCAUUACCACCGGCGGCCAACUCAAGGAAUUAGAAGUCAGGGGAAGCCAUAGAUUUUUUGCUGAUCGGGAUCCCAAUCCCAGACGGGCUUUGGAGGAUGCUGAGGGAGGUGAAGAGCAGCAGACACAGAUUGUUUCAUCCACACUGCAUGAGCUCGGGACAGAUGACAUAGCAGGAUUUCUUGCUGCACCCGUCUGUAGAUUCCUCUCUUCCUCCCUCACCAAGCUGAAACUUCGAGGGAAUUGGUGUGAAGGGAUGGAGCGGUUCAGCAAGGAGCAAGAGGACGCCCUUCAACUCCUCUCCUCCCUCCAGGAACUUGACUUUUCAUGUUUCAAGGACCUUCACCAACUCCCUGCAGGGAUGAGCAACCUUACCAGCCUCAAGAAAUUAACAAUCUAUGAAUGUCCAGCCCUCUCAUCAUUGCCCAAGGAUGGCCUCCCCAAAUCACUGCAAGAGCUAAAUGUCGGAUUGUGCAGCAACCAGCAGAUAAGACAGGAGUGCCGCGGAUUAGAGGGAACCAUCCCGAAAAUCGUACUAUAAUGAUCCAAGGACAAUGCCUUGUACAUUCUUUCAGCCCUGUAGAGUCCAACUCUUUUCAUGACAUGAGGGUCUUGUGGCCGUCGUCUUCCUUCCUAUACAAAAUUCUGGUG
Messenger RNA from Triticum dicoccoides, 1637 nucleotides. RefSeq lists its product as uncharacterized. The record is from RefSeq and is a predicted model, not a curated record. Lineage: Eukaryota; Viridiplantae; Streptophyta; Magnoliopsida; Poales; Poaceae. The transcript has 2 exons. The coding region runs from base 340 to 1527 and encodes 395 amino acids.